UCUCUCUCUCUCUCUCUCUCUCUCACACACACACACACACACACACACACACGCACGCUCAUCAUACACGGAGCAUCCUGCAACGGCGCUGACAACCACUCACAGCACAGAUUUUACAUCUAAACCAGUCCGGACGAUUAAAAAAGUGUUCGGUUCAACAGUAGAGGAGAAACCAGUGGGGAUUUAUGCACAGAUCCUGCGGCGUAUCCAGAACGGGACAAACGAAUCAGCAAAACGUGAUCGUGCGGUCUGAUGCAGAGAUCUGUUCUGAUCUGAUCUGAUCAUCUCCAGCCUGGGGAACACCGAUAUUUCAGAUUUUCUUAGGAUUCGAUUGACAAAUGCUUCAACACAACUGUGCAGAUCAUCAGCUGUGGCACUGAACUCAGAAGCAACCUCGCUCACACACUUCCAGGAGGAGGAUGUUGAUGAAGGAAUACAGAAUAUGCAUGCCACUCACCGUGGAAGAGUACAAGAUUGGACAGCUGUAUAUGAUCAGCAAACACAGCCACGAGCAGAGCGAGCGAGGCGAGGGCGUGGAGGUGGUGCAGAACGAGCCGUAUGAGGACCCCACAUACGGUGCUGGACAGUUCACAGAGAAACGCGUCUAUCUCAACAACAAGCUGCCAAGCUGGGCACGAGCAGUUGUUCCCAAGAUCUUCUAUGUAACGGAGAAGGCAUGGAACUAUUACCCCUACACAAUCACUGAGUACACUUGUUCUUUCUUGCCAAAGUUUUCCAUUCACAUAGAGACGAAAUAUGAGGACAACAACGGCAGCAAUGACAAUAUCUUUGAUGAGCCCAGAGAUGAGGACACUGAGGUGUGUUUCGUUGACAUUGCAUAUGAUGAAAUCCCAGAGCGCUACUACAAAGAAUCUGAGGACCUGCGCUACUUUAAGUCAGAGAAGACGGCCCGGGGUUUGCUGCCGGAGGGCUGGAGAGACACUCAGGACCCCAUCAUGUGCUCUUAUAAGCUGGUGACGGUGAAGUUCGAGGUGUGGGGCCUGCAGACACGUGUGGAGCAGUUUGUUCACAAGGUGAUAAGGGAUGUGUUGUCACUAGGUCACAGACAGGCCUUUGCCUGGGUGGACGAGUGGAUUGACAUGACAAUGGAGGAGGUGAGAGAGUACGAGCGUGCCACACAGGAAGCCACCAAUAAGAAGCUAGGCACAUUUCCCCCAGCCAUCUCCAUAAGUGAGACGCCCCUGCCAUCCUGCGCCCACAGCGGACCAUCCAGUGCCCCAUCUACCCCGCUCUCCACAGAAGCCCCGGACUUCCUCUCUGUGCCCAAAGACAGACCGCGAAAGAAAUCAGCGCCUGAGACACUCACGCUCCCCGACCCAGCGAGGAGAGACUCCAGUUAUUGGCUGCCGAACCUCUUCUCCUGGGGCUCCAGCUCCCGUCAGCCUGAAUGACCCACACAAGGAAGAGCCCAAGUUCAGUAAUGCAGCUGUCGGAAACGUGUCUGCAAGGCACACAUACACAGCAAGCCAGUCUCUGUUUAAAACUAGGAGAGAGACACAAACACACACGCAAAGUGGAUUUCCCACAUCACCAAGCUUAAACUCUACACAGAGUUCAGUCGAGAUCUUACCUACAGUUGAAAAAAAAAGCGCAUUCCAACUUUCCAAAAGCAACGUAGUCCACAGUUUACAAUAACUCAGGAGUUGUUCAGUUGUGUUAUGUUUUAAAAAAAAAUUAUUAUUUCUGUUUGUUAAGUAGUUUUGUUAUUUCAGAUGGAUUGACUGUGUGUGAGGUGGAAUAGACAAAAUAAAAACAAGCUUCUGCUUCUAAUGGAACAGAACCUGAUCCACUUUCUUAAUACAACAUUUCAGUGUUCUUUUGAGUAGAUGAGGGUGUUUGGGUUUUCAGUUUGGUUGAUUGACUGGAUUGGCACCACAGUCCAGUAAAAAGGUCACGGUGUUGCUGAGUAUUAUAAUAAAUGUACUACACUUCAUAAGAAUUGGACUGGAAAAAAAAAUAAUGCUCUAACUGAAAACCACUGAACCUACUGUUCUGUCUCAGUCUAUUGCUGGAUAUCUGGACUGCCAAGUUUUUGUAUAUACUGUAUCUUAUUACCAUCCUAAAUUGUCACCUAUUAUCCAUUAACACGUUACCAUUUAUGAUAAAGGGUAAUUGGGUAUAUUGUAUUUUACAUGCCAUUUCCAUCAGUAUGUAGUGCAUUGCAGUAUGUAAACAGAAAAUCAU
Ictalurus furcatus (blue catfish) is the source of this 2205-nucleotide messenger RNA. It is a transcript of the gene pitpnc1a, whose product is annotated as phosphatidylinositol transfer protein cytoplasmic 1a. NCBI's taxonomy places the organism in Eukaryota, Metazoa, Chordata, Actinopteri, Siluriformes, Ictaluridae. The transcript is spliced from 10 exons. Gene Ontology annotation, cellular component: cytoplasm. Gene Ontology annotation, biological process: phospholipid transport. Gene Ontology annotation, molecular function: phosphatidylinositol binding; phosphatidylinositol transfer activity. The coding region runs from base 420 to 1412 and encodes 330 amino acids. The record is from RefSeq and is a predicted model, not a curated record.